AUGGAGACCCUUGUGCCUGUGGGCUUUUGUUCCAAACUCUUUGUGCAACAACUGGCUGGAGUGAAGGAUCAGGCCCCGUCGCCCGUCCUCCCUGUGCCGCACAAUGGAGCGGGGCGACGAUCUCGCAGCGUCCCUCGUCCCUCGGCCGACUCCUGGCCGCGCUUGGCGGGGCCGGCGCUGGGUCCUGUGGGAUGGUUUCUGUUCCUCUCUGCUAAGAACAGCACGAAGUAUGAUGGAGGCUGCCGGGGAAAGCCGCGCUCUCGCCCCUGCUCUAAGGGUCCUGUCCCGGCGCUGGGAAACCUUUCGUCUUCUCUUCCAGAUGAGCGGGUGGAUCAGCGAACCUGCCUGAUCUGCGGGGACAGAGCUACGGGGCUGCACUAUGGGAUCAUCUCCUGCGAGGGCUGCAAGGGGUUCUUCAAAAGGAGCAUCUGCAACAAGCGGGUUUACAGAUGCAGUCGAGACAAGAACUGCGUCAUGUCACGCAAACAGCGCAACAGAUGCCAGUACUGCCGGCUGCUCAAAUGCCUCCAGAUGGGGAUGAACCGAAAAGCAAUCAGAGAGGAUGGCAUGCCAGGAGGCAGAAACAAAAGCAUCGGACCUGUCCAGAUAUCAGAGGAAGAGAUUGAGAGAAUUAUGUCUGGGCAAGAAUUUGAGGGAGAGGCAAACAUGUCAUGGAGCAACAACGGAGACAGUGACCAUAGUUCCCCUGGAAAUGGAGUUUCUGAGAGCAACCAGCCUUCACCCGUUUCUACUCCAUCUUCAAGGUCCGUGGAGCUGAAUGGAUUCGCUGCACUCAGGGAUCAGUAUAUCGGGACGCCGGUGUCCACGCACUAUCAGUACCUCCCGCACCUUUUUAGCUAUUCUGCUCACUCGGCUCUGAUGCCCCCCCAAACGCGCAGCCUGGACCCCCAGUCGCACAGUCUUAUCAAUCAGUUAGUGUCAGCGGAGGACCUGGAGCCGCUCGGCACACCGAUGCUUAUUGAGGACGGGUAUAAAGUGACUCAGGCAGAGCUGUUUGCGUUGUUGUGUCGUCUGGCGGAUGAAUUGCUUUUCAGGCAGAUUGCUUGGAUCAAGAAGCUGCCGUUUUUCUGCGAACUCUCCAUCAAGGACUAUACCUGCCUGCUCAGCUCUACAUGGCAGGAGCUGAUCCUGCUCUCCUCGCUGACUGUUUACAGCAAGCAGAUCUUUGGUGACCUUGCGGAUGUCACCUCCAAGUACUCUCCCUCUGAUGAUGAGCUGCACAGAUUCAGUGAAGAGGGGAUGGAGGUGAUGGAGCGGUUGAUCUACCUCUUUCGCAAAUUUAACCAGUUGAAGGUCAGCAACGAGGAGUAUGCAUGUAUGAAAGCCAUUAACUUCCUAAAUCAAGACAUCAGGGGUCUGACUAACGCGUCCCAACUGGAGCAGCUGAAUAAGCGGUAUUGGUAUGUUUGCCAGGACUUCACGGAGUACAAAUACCCACACCAGCCAAACCGUUUUCCGGACUUAAUGAUGUGUUUGCCAGAGAUACGAUAUAUUGCAGGAAAAAUGGUGAAUGUCCCCCUGGAGCAGCUGCCUCUCCUUUUUAAGGCCGUUCUACAUUCCUGCAAGACAAGCGUGAGCAAAGAGUGA
Messenger RNA from Pygoscelis adeliae (Adelie penguin), 1608 nucleotides. RefSeq names its product nuclear receptor subfamily 6, group A, member 1 (gene NR6A1). Gene Ontology annotation, biological process: regulation of DNA-templated transcription. The transcript has 11 exons. Gene Ontology annotation, molecular function: zinc ion binding; DNA-binding transcription factor activity; sequence-specific DNA binding. The coding region runs from base 1 to 1608 and encodes 535 amino acids. The record is from RefSeq and is a predicted model, not a curated record. NCBI's taxonomy places the organism in Eukaryota, Metazoa, Chordata, Aves, Sphenisciformes, Spheniscidae.